This is a messenger RNA of Pocillopora verrucosa, 3229 nucleotides long. Its product is annotated as urocanate hydratase. Gene Ontology annotation, molecular function: urocanate hydratase activity. Lineage: Eukaryota; Metazoa; Cnidaria; Anthozoa; Scleractinia; Pocilloporidae. The record is from RefSeq and is a predicted model, not a curated record. Gene Ontology annotation, biological process: L-histidine catabolic process.
CAAGCAACAAUGGCGUCUUUGAAGGACUUGUGCUGUAGUCUUCCAGUUGAUCCGCUCCCACCGCCGAGAGAACGUGACAAUUCUGUUCCCCAUGCGCCUGUUAGGACUGUAAAUCUUACUGCAGAUGAACGGAGGUUAGCACUGCAGAAUGCCUUGAGAUAUUUUCCACAUACAUGCCACUGUGUUCUUGCCCCAGAGUUUGCUGCAGAGUUGAGACAGUAUGGACACAUUUACAUGUAUCGGUUUAGACCUGACAUUCAAAUGAGGGCUUAUCCUAUUGAUGAAUAUCCAGCGAGGUCCAGACAAGCUGCUGCUAUUAUGCUGAUGAUAAUGAACAAUUUAGAUCCCAGAGUAGCCCAAUUCCCUCAUGAGCUUGUAACAUAUGGAGGCAAUGGCCAGGUCUUCUCAAAUUGGGCUCAGUUCAGGAUUGUGAUGCAUUACUUAUCAGAGAUGACAGAAGAGCAGACACUCAUCAUGUGUUCAGGGCACCCACAGGGAUUGUUUCCCAGCAGUCCUUCUGCUCCAAGAGCUGUUAUUACUAAUGGAAUGGUUAUCCCUAACUACUCUUCAAGAGACAUGUAUGACAAACUCUUCGCACUGGGAGUGACAAUGUAUGGUCAGAUGACGGCUGGAAGUUACUGUUACAUUGGACCUCAGGGGAUUGUUCAUGGAACAACAAUCGUUGUGUUGAACGCUGGAAGGCGACAUCUAGGAGUCAAUGAUCUUCAGGGAAAGGUUUUUGUCACCGCCGGUCUUGGUGGAAUGAGCGGAGCCCAGGCUAAAGCGGCUGUGAUUGCUGGUUGUAUUGGUGUAGUGGCAGAGGUCGAUGAAGCUGCAUUAAAGAAAAGACACGAACAAGGGUGGCUCAUGGAAUACUCAUCCGAUGUUGACCAAUGUGUGGAGAUGAUCAGGAAAGCGCGAGAGUCGAAGAAGCCUUGCAGCUUGGGAUAUCAUGGCAAUGUUGUCGACUUGUGGGAGCGUCUUGAACAAGAAUAUGAAAAGACUGGCGAUCUUCUUGUGGAGCUGGGCUCGGAUCAAACAUCACUUCAUAAUCCCUUCAAUGGAGGUUACUACCCUGUUCAGGUAACCUUUGAGGAAGCUAAAAGAAUUAUGAAACGGGAACCAGAAAGAUUCAAAGCUCUCGUCCAAGAGAGCUUACGUCGACAAGUGGCAGCGAUUAAUAAACUCACUGGUGGUGGGAUGUUCUUUUGGGAUUAUGGAAAUGCGUUCCUUUUAGAGGCAAGUCGUGCAGGAGCUGAUGUCAACAAAGAGAGUGCUCCACCGGGCGUUUUCCGUUACCCCUCUUAUGUACAAGAUAUUAUGGGGGAUAUAUUUUCUUUGGGAUUUGGGCCGUUCAGGUGGGUCUGCACAACAGGCCUGGCAGCUGAUUUAGCGACAACAGACGAGAUUGCCAAAAAAGUCUUCCGAGAAAUUAUUGCGGAAGGAUUGCCCGCUAAUGUCCAGGCGCAAUAUGAGGAUAAUUUGAAGUGGAUCGAGGAGGCUCAUCAACAUAAUCUGGUUGUUGGAUCUCAAGCACGGAUUUUAUACUCCGAUCAGCGAGGCCGCGUUGCUCUCGCAGAGGCAUUUAAUAUGGCAAUACGUGACGGGAUAUUGUCGGGUUGUGUUGUUAUCAGUCGGGACCACCAUGAUGUCAGUGGAACGGACAGUCCAUACCGAGAGACUUCAAAUGUCUACGAUGGAUCCAGUUUCUGUGCAGACAUGGCGGUUCAAAAUGUAAUCGGAGAUUCAUUCCGUGGAGCUACAUGGGUCGCUCUUCAUAACGGGGGAGGAGUGGGAUGGGGUGAGGUUAUCAAUGGAGGCUUUGGUCUUGUCUUGGACGGAUCAGAAGAGGCCAGUAAAAGAGCUCGUAUGAUGUUAUCAUGGGACGUCAGUAACGGAGUCGCUCGCCGCUGUUGGUCAGGGAAUGUUCACGCCAAACAAGCCAUCUGCAAAGCCAUGAAGGAGAAUGAGUUACUCAAAGUGACAAUCCCUAACUUAGUGGAGGACUUGACUUUAUUGGACAAUGCCCUGAACAGUAGUCAAGAACUGCUUGGAGAUGCAAACUAAGAAAAAGGAAAGAUAAUUCUAACAUCAAAUAAAGAGUUCAUCACAGCGAUAUCUUAUUCGAGGGAAAAGAAAUAUUAGAACAAAGAAAGAAACAAAAAUAAGGGGAAAGUGGUGAGAGGUAUAAAUAAACAUCAGUCUACCUCGCCAAAUAGCCAAAACUCGAGGAAAAUGAGCUGGUUUGUUUUGCGUUGACAAAAUUUGAUCAUUGGGUGAUAAUGACAAUGGUGGGAAUGAUAAUUGUAAUGUAGCUCUGAACAUACCACGAAGUGGUUCUUCUGGUCCACUGUUUCCAGUUCGAGUUGAAUUUGGAAUGUUGGUUUUUUUUUUUUUGGGGGGGGGGGAAGAAAACAGGAGCACCCGAAGAAAACCCUCGUAGCAAGAACAAGAACCAACAACUCAACCCCCCUAUGUGACGACACUGCAGUGGGUGAAGAGAACUCCUACCAUUGUGCCAUCCCCGCUUCUCAUAGAGUGGGGAUGGCCUGGAUAGUGGUUGAUAGCAUUGUGGAAAUACCCCAUUGCUCUCAAAUGAACAAAAUAACAGCUCUUAGUGGUCGUACAAAAAUCAAUCUGUUUGUUGAAAAGUUGACACUCGGGGCAAAUGAGCUGGUUCGCAAAUGGUUCAACAAUAUUGAUAUAUUAUUAUAAACAAUAUUGAAGUACAACGUCCAGUGUAUUCCGUGGUGCAAAAAUGUGAUCGAGGUGACCAUUCCGUGUGUUGGGCAUAAAUGCUUAUUUUAAGUUUUGUUACCCAGGUCUCGGUUUCGUAUAUUGGGUAACGCUCAUGUCAUUUGAUAAAACUCGCAAUCUUUGUCACUUAACUUAACACCAUCAUAAAAAUGAACCGAGAUCUGUGUAAUUCAAUUCGCUGUUGGAUUCGAGGUCGCGGAAUUGUUCAUAUUGAUUGUAACUUCACAAUGCCUGAGAGUGUAACAAGGUUAUCAAUACUAAGUAAUCAAGUUUUCUUAGUACUUUGCAAUUGUUAAGUUACGUUCGACAUACUAGUUUAACUUAAACUCCAAUUUAAAGAGGGAGCCUCACCUAUAAGCCUUCAUGGCUUUUUGAGACUUCCUCGCCUUUUCCUUUUUCUAUUUUCUAUUUCUCGUGUAUUAUUAAAUUAACUUUGUUCCCCGUUUAAUAUAUAAUAAUGGUAAAAUGAUAA